This is a messenger RNA of Trichosurus vulpecula (common brushtail), 404 nucleotides long. RefSeq names its product cytochrome c oxidase assembly protein COX20, mitochondrial-like. NCBI's taxonomy places the organism in Eukaryota, Metazoa, Chordata, Mammalia, Diprotodontia, Phalangeridae. The transcript has a single exon. The coding region runs from base 1 to 363 and encodes 120 amino acids. Gene Ontology annotation, cellular component: mitochondrial inner membrane; mitochondrion. The record is from RefSeq and is a predicted model, not a curated record. Gene Ontology annotation, biological process: mitochondrial respiratory chain complex IV assembly.
AUGGCAACUGAGACCGAGGCUGGGGAACCCGGGAAGGGGAAGCCCUUUAAGCUUCUAGGGAUUUUAGAUGUCCAAAAUGUACCAUGUGCACGAGACUCUCUCCUCUAUGGCUCAUUAGGAUCUGUCAUAGCUGGCUUUGGACAUUUUUUAUUUACUAGUAGACUUAGAAGAUCUUGUGAUGUUGCAGUAGGAGUAUUUAUUUUGGGAACUUUAGGAUGCUGGUUUCCUUGUAGAUAUAAUUAUGCAAAGCAAAGAAUCCAGCAAAAAAUUGUCCAAGAAGGAAUACAAAACAAGAUUUUGUUUGAAAGCACCCACCUUGAUCCUGAAAGAAAACAGAUCGGCACCAAAAGCAGCAAUUCUUAAUCUAGGCCAGAAAGCUAAGGAACAACUUAAAGCCUUCCUUG